CACGGGGACACCCUCGGAUGGGGAGGAGGAGGAGGGCGGUCGAGGCGCGGUGGUGGGAAGCAGUGUGUCCAGGCCGACAAGGAUCUCCUUUAUGACCGGUGUCUCGCAGACCAGCGUCAGGGGGAGUCCUUCACCUCACUCUACUCGCUGCACACAUUUGAGUGGCGCAAGCCAAAUCUCCCCCUGACGCUGGUCUGCGAGACACCGGUCAUAAAGGAGAUCUUUGUCGGCCUGGACACACUGCUUCCCACCACCGCGCCUCGACCGCCCUCCUCCUCCUCCCCAUCCGAGGGUGUCCCCGUGGUUCCGCUGAUCCGCGCCGCCCUCAACCAAUUCGAGGUCCUCAACCAAACCCGCCGCGAUGGGCCUGGGGAUUGUGUUCGUCGGCGCCACCUCAUCCUCGUCAUGCUCUCGCCGUGCCUCGGCGUUGCGUCGCUUGAAGCCGAGGCCGCCGCCUUGGCCGGGGAGGCGGUGGUCGAGGAGGCGGAGUUGGCGGUGGAGGAUGGUGCUGUGGCGGCAGCGGUGGCGGCGGCGGACGAGGCUGAGGGACCCGCAGCCAGAAAGUCUCGCAAGGGCGUGCUGGCCCAGUUGCGCGAGCUGCGAGUCGCCGUCAGUGCCUUCACGCCUUGCGAGCACAAAAACCUCAUGCGGCUUGUCUCCGUGGCCCCCAGCUGA
This is a messenger RNA of Mesocestoides corti, 675 nucleotides long. The record is from the annotation of a GenBank genome assembly. NCBI's taxonomy places the organism in Eukaryota, Metazoa, Platyhelminthes, Cestoda, Cyclophyllidea, Mesocestoididae.